Beta vulgaris subsp. vulgaris (sugar beet) is the source of this 1067-nucleotide messenger RNA. RefSeq names its product dolichol-phosphate mannosyltransferase subunit 1. The transcript has 5 exons. Gene Ontology annotation, molecular function: dolichyl-phosphate beta-D-mannosyltransferase activity. Gene Ontology annotation, cellular component: endoplasmic reticulum membrane. NCBI's taxonomy places the organism in Eukaryota, Viridiplantae, Streptophyta, Magnoliopsida, Caryophyllales, Amaranthaceae. The coding region runs from base 124 to 855 and encodes 243 amino acids. Gene Ontology annotation, biological process: GPI anchor biosynthetic process; protein O-linked glycosylation via mannose. The record is from RefSeq and is a predicted model, not a curated record.
AGCUAGCCAUUGUCAAAAAAAAAAAAAAAAAAAGCAAAGCUAAGUAGCUAACUAGGCCUCGUUGUCGCAAACAGGCUUUGAGUCAAUCGAGAAAAAUCUAGGGUUCAACCUUCAAACUGAAAAAUGGCGCAAGAAUUGGAGAGAGAGAAGAACAAAUUCAGUAUAAUCAUACCUACUUACAAUGAACGUCUUAACAUUGCUCUUGUCGUAUACCUAGUCUUCAAACAUCUCAGGGAUAUUGACUUCGAAGUAAUAAUCGUGGAUGAUGGGAGUCCAGAUGGUACUCAAGAAAUUAUUAAACAAUUGCAGCAAGUUUAUGGGAAUGGUAACGUAAUUUUGGCAGCUAGACCGAAGAAGCUUGGGCUAGGAACUGCAUAUGCUCAUGGCUUGAAGCAUGCAUCUGGCAAUUUUGUUGUAAUUAUGGAUGCUGAUCUCUCCCAUCAUCCAAAGUACUUGCCAAGUUUCAUCAAGAAACAGAUGGAGACGGGUGCAAGUAUAGUUACUGGAACCCGAUAUGUUAGGGGUGGUGGUGUACAUGGGUGGAAUCUUAUGCGCAAACUUACUAGCAGGGGAGCAAAUGUACUUGCUCACACUAUUCUUUGGCCAGGGGUUUCAGAUUUGACUGGAUCUUUUCGGCUUUAUCGGAAAUCUGUUCUUGAAGAUCUCAUCAGCUCCUGUGUCAGUAAAGGUUAUGUGUUUCAAAUGGAGAUGAUUGUUAGAGCUUCAAGACAAGGCCAUCAUAUCGAAGAGGUUCCCAUAACAUUUGUCGAUAGAGUAUAUGGAAGCUCAAAACUUGGUGGAUCUGAAAUUGUCGAAUAUUUGAAAGGUCUUGUAUAUCUUCUCUUCACUACAUGAUAGUAUGUAACUAGAUGAAUAUUAGGGGUUUGGAUACAACAAAUGUGUAACGGUACAUCACAGUAUAAAUGGUUUUCCAUCCUGUUUCUUGGAAAUUUUGUGCCCUGAGAUGGACUAGGUUAAAGGUUAUACCAUUGUCAUGUCUAGGGAUCUUUGGGCAUCUAGUUCAUUGUUUUAUGCUUAUAAAUUAUAAUUAGUGAUUUCCAGGUUCA